UUUACCUCAAGAAUGGCAGUAUCAAUGCUAUUAAUCCUAAUUCUUACAACAAUCAUUAGCACUAAUUAUCUUACCCUAGCCCAUGAAUCAAGCCCUCUUCAAGAUUUUUGUGUUGCCGAUUUCAAAAGUCCAGUGAGGGUGAACGGCUUCACUUGCCUAGAUCCUAAACAAGUGAAGGCCGACCACUUCCAUUUUCGGGGCCUACACAUCCCCGGAAACACCUCGAAUCCUAUGGGAUCCUUCAUAAACCGGCCCACAGUCUUCGAGAUCCCGGGGCUCAACACUCUCGGUAUCUCCACCGUGCGUGUGGACUACGCGCCCCGAGGGGUGGUCCCUCCCCACCGCCACCCUCGCGCCGCUGAGGUACUGACGGUGCUUGAGGGCACCGUGCUCGUGGGAUUUGUGACGUCGGAUCCCGAGAACAAGCUAAUCUCAAAAGUGCUGCAGAAGGGCGAUGUUUUCGCGUUUCCAUUCGGAUUGAUUCAUUUUCAACAGAAUGUAGGGGAAAACGAUGCCGUUACAAUUGCGUUUUUGAACAGCCAAAACCCCGGCGUGAUCGCCAUCGCAAAUGCCGUAUUCGGCUCUGAUCCGUCGAUCGAUGUUGAUGUGUUAGCCAAAGCUUUCCAGGUAGACCAUGCCAUUGUUGAAAAGCUGCAAGCUCUUUAUAAAUUAUAAACGUUUUUUUGUCUUUA
This is a messenger RNA of Salvia splendens (bonfire salvia), 692 nucleotides long. Its product is annotated as putative germin-like protein 2-1. Lineage: Eukaryota; Viridiplantae; Streptophyta; Magnoliopsida; Lamiales; Lamiaceae. The record is from RefSeq and is a predicted model, not a curated record. The transcript is spliced from 2 exons. Gene Ontology annotation, molecular function: manganese ion binding. Bases 13 to 675 code for a protein of 220 amino acids.